CUACCAGCUGCGAACAAAGAUAAAGACGUUCUCGCUGCUAGAUUCUGCGCAUGCGCAUCAAUGCGACGCGGGGUGGUACAUUGGUCUGAAAACGUAUCCAACAGAACUUCCAACCAAAAUAAUGAUAUUGUAAGGAGUUUUCACCACUGCGACGAUAACGUUUUGGAGAAAGAACCCCCGGACAAGUAUUUUUAUCGUCACACGUGUGUAAAACAUGAAGGUUGCAGUGGAAGGUUGCUGCCAUGGGGAACUGGACAAGAUAUACGAGACCAUCGGCUACUUGGAGCAAAAAGAGGGCCUGAAAGUCGAUCUUCUAUUGUGUUGUGGAGACUUCCAAGCGGUGCGAAAUGAAGGCGACAUCAAAUGCAUGGCUGUUCCUGACAAGUACCGAAACAUGCAGACAUUUUACAAGUACUAUUCAGGAGAGAAGAAGGCACCAGUCCUCACCAUUUUCAUUGGAGGCAAUCAUGAGGCGUCUAACCACAUGCAAGAGCUGCCUUAUGGUGGCUGGGUGGCGCCUAAUAUUUAUUAUUUAGGAUAUGCUGGAGUUGUUCGGUACAAAGGCGUUAGGAUCGGCGGCUUAUCUGGAAUCUUUAAAUCAAACGACUAUCGGAAGGGUCACCAUGAAUUCCCACCAUACAACCCCAGUACCAUGAGAAGCGCAUACCAUGUCAGAAAUAUUGAGGUUUUCAGGCUCAAACAGAUCGCCAUGCCCAUGGACAUUUUCAUGACCCACGAUUGGCCAAAAGGAAUCUACAAUUAUGGAAACACAGACAAGUUGCUGAAAAUGAAGAAGUUUUUGCGUGCAGAAGUGGAGUCCAACACAUUGGGUAGCCCAGCUGCAGCAGAACUCCUAGACCACCUUCAGCCAAGCUACUGGUUCUCCGCACAUCUGCAUGUGAAAUUUGCUGCCCUCAAGCAGCAUCCGCCCAAAGGUGGUGCCGCUCCUCGGGUCACCAAGUUUCUUUCGCUGGAUAAAUGUUUGCCCUAUAGACAGUUCUUGCAGAUAGUGGAUGUACCAGAUAGACCUGGUUGUGGUGAAGGGUUGGAAUAUGAUCCGGAAUGGCUGGCGAUACUGAAGGGCACCGACAGCCUGCAGAAGACGACCCCAUCCCCGUGGAAUCCUCCGGAGAAUAAUGGGCUUCAUGAACGGUGGGACUUCAGAGUUUCAGAAGAUGCUAUGAUGCAGGUGGUGGAAGAGCUCAGUGGUGAGCUCUCUGUUCCAAAUAACUUUUGUCAGAAUGUGCCAGCGUAUGACCCCAAAAACCCCCAACCACACAUGGAACCAAGCUACAACACCAACCCCCAGACCACAGAGUUCUGCGCUACAUUGGGCCUCACGGACAUCUACGCUCAGGUGGGACAGGCCCUGCACAACAGAUCCAUCGGCGAGCGUGAUGCAGAUGAGGACAGUGCGGGGAGCACGGAUGAACCCAGUGACUAUCCGACGGACACCUCUGGAAUGUCAAACUCAUUCAAUCCUGAUGAGAUUACAAUCGAGGAUGAGUGGGAAGAAGAAGAGGAGGAAGAGGCUGAGCCGAAGGCUGUUAAGAGCAGUGCAGCACCAGUCAAACUGCACACGCCCGUUCGACUGGUGCUUCCAGAUCCCAAAUCUGAGGAGUCGCCCACGCGCAUGUUGGACUUGAUGAAGCUGCCACCCCCAGCUCACUCCACCCCUGAAUCGGCUCGCUUUCCUGCUGAAGCGGAAAGCGGCUCUGGUGAGCACAACACAGAGGAUUGUUCCUCCGUUCGAAUCCUCAAACGCACCAGCGACGAGCGGAGCAAUCCCGACAACAGAAACACCACGCCCAUGAUCAAACGCCGAAACCAGGUCAUCUACAAAAGUGUAGAGGAUGAGGAGUGCCAGGCUGAGUGAUCGUCUUUAUUUUACUUAACUUUUUAAAAACAAACAAACCUGUGGUCUGGCAGUAACUUAUUAUUGCCUGUUUUAUACUACAUAAUUAUGCUGUAUAAUUACUUUAUUGAAACGUGUACAUUUGGUUUAUACAGAAACGGCUGCGCAGCCCUAAAGGAGUAUUUUAUCAGUUUUAUCCGCGUUUUAUAGAACAAAAAAAAGUUUUUGCAGAUGCCUUUUUAAGGCAACAGAUUUGAAUGAUGUCCUUUUUUAAAAAGAAGAAAAUGUGUUUCAAUAACUGUUGUCAUUUGGUUAUUUUUUUUUAAGUCGUUUAAAUCCAUGCAUCUCACACACACAAAAACAUCUGCAAUGAACGACUAGCAAUGUGUCGAUAGGAAAGGAGUGCGUUUGUUUAUUCUAAUUUGUUCAUCCUCCCUCACCUUCGUCGAUGAGUGACAGCCUUCAUUUAACCAUGAUCAUCUCAGCCAGCUCCAGCCAAAAUCUGUGGACCUCAGUUGCAAAUAUUGAAACUAGAAACAUGAAGUACAUGUGACCGAAUGAUUAGGACUUUCAGAAGAUGAAAGUGUCAAGAAAUAAAAGUGACUUUUCUGUUAAAAUAUUUCUCAUAUUGCUCUGUCUGGGAAGUGAAUUACCCAGGCGUCUAAACCACUUGGAGUCAUCAUUGUAUUUUAGAACCCGCAGAUAGUUGUUUCUAGAAGAGCAGUCAAAGUGUGGUCCACCUCCAAGAAGUAUACAUUAGUGAUGGGUCCUGCAACAGCGAUGUGCCGAGACAACCAUGUGACUGUGUCGACUUGGCAAAAACGUGCCGAACCUUGUUUCUAAGGACGUGCAGCUGAUGUAACUGCUGAAACAAUCUAAUCUCGCGGUUCCUUGUGAAUGUCUUUGUGGAGCUAAGGGGCAGCUCCAAGAGAAACGUAAGUUGUUAGCCGUGUGGGACCAUUUUGAUCUCCUAUAUUUAUUUCAGUCUUUACCCAGUUUGUCUCGAUUUUCGACUUGUCUUGUUCCAUUCUAAUGCAAAUUAAUUUCAAGGUAUAAUUUAAUUUAGGAUUUUUUUUUGUAUAAAAAAACGUUUUUCACAUUAUGAUAUAUUUUCACAUUUAAAGAUAUGGAAUAAUAAAUGCAAAGUCUUAUGUGAUAUUAUUAUGUACAGUUGGUCAUCAAAUCUGUGUAAAUUCAGUCUGUCUGUAGGUUGCCUGCAGGGAUUUUGAAUGUCCAGCAGACUAUUCAGUGACAUCAGCACCAUGUGUCGAAACGCUUUAUGAUGCCUCAUUUGUCCAUCACUAGUAUGCAUAACAUAUGAAGCUCAUUCGUGAUUGGCUGUUGGUCGCUGAUGAGAUCAUCCACUGUUACGUUCCAGAAACAUUUUUUUUGUAACCUGAAAACAAUGACGUUUCGCCAUUCCGCCACCUGGAAUACAGACAGAUAAAGGCCAGCAAAAACAGAACCUCCUUGCCAGAGCUAAUGAGUUACUUUCAGGAAUGUGUCACUAUCAGACAAGUUCAAAAGUAACUGUUUCAAAUGUUAAGAAUUUUCAAGUGUAACUUGAUUAUUUUUUUUUUUUUUUUUUUUUAGCAAAGCUGGAGUGUCCAAACUGUUCUUUCUUAGAGACCAAAUCGGAUGAGGUGAACAUUUAUGUAUUCUUCCUGUUAUCUUUGACACCAUUGACGUGAAAUAAAUCGCAACUUGGAACAAUACAGUUGUCAUCAGAUGUC
This is a messenger RNA of Synchiropus splendidus (mandarinfish), 3588 nucleotides long. RefSeq names its product debranching RNA lariats 1 (gene dbr1). Gene Ontology annotation, cellular component: nucleus. Gene Ontology annotation, biological process: mRNA splicing, via spliceosome. The coding region runs from base 215 to 1876 and encodes 553 amino acids. NCBI's taxonomy places the organism in Eukaryota, Metazoa, Chordata, Actinopteri, Syngnathiformes, Callionymidae. Gene Ontology annotation, molecular function: RNA lariat debranching enzyme activity. The record is from RefSeq and is a predicted model, not a curated record. The transcript has 9 exons.